UUGUUUCCUACAUCUGAUCUCAUGAGGUAUUCUGUCUUUAACUAAGUGGUGCUCAACACUGCAGAGGAAGCACACAACACACCAUCAUCGAAUCUUGAUCGUUGUACAGAACAAAAUAUUUCUCACUGUUUUGUUUUGUCAAAUGUUAAAGCAAACUUACCUUGAGACAAAAUUCAUGCCUGUUUGUGUCACUUCAUGCAAACUUGUAUCUUGGUUUAACAAAUUCAAAGUCUUUGCAAAGCAUCACAAUUAUGUCUUUGGUGCAGAGAUCAAUGUGACUGAUUAGGAUGAAUUAGGUUGGAAGGUGAGAUUGAGAUUUAACAGGGUUGUGUUUUGCUCUUUGUAGUGGUGUGCAUAUCAUGGACGGACAAGACACCAUAUCCAUGUUUCCAUCUAUGUCAACCCCAGAAAGGUUAUGCUGACUGGAUUAUGCUUUACUCAAUGAAAUAUGUUAUUUAUCAUAUUCAUUGUGUCAAAAUUUGCUAUUGUUAUGUAACAAUCAGUCAAAAUGUCAAAUGUUUUUUCUAUUUUCCAUCUGUUCAUGAACAUAAUCCAGGCAGCAAUUACCAAAACAAUGAUUGGCGAAACAAUUUAAUAAUAGAUAAACAUGAAUUUGCAUGGAUACAUUCAUGUGUUCAGGGAGGUGUGAAAAGUGAAUGUUGACAUCUUCUUCUUUAAUUUUCUAUAUUCUCUUUUGCUCACAUAAUGCAUUUUCCUGUUUUGUAAAAGAAAGCAAAUAAUAUUUGUAUAAAUAUAAAAAAUGAACUACUCUAAACUCAAGGUAACACUCGCUACCCUAUGCCAAAGCUCAAUUACCUGUAGUUGGAAAUAAAGAAAAUACAAAAGCACAUUUGCCUAGAAAAGCGCUAUUUAAAUACAAAACCAUUUACCAUUUACCAUUUACCAUUUACCAUUUACCAUUUACCAUUUACCAUUUACCAUUUUCAUUUAUGUUCUAUUUCUAUUUCUAUUUUUAACUUAAUGUUUUGAACCUUUCUUAGGACAGGAAAUAUACACAUACAAUUUUACCCACUCAAAUGUUUCUGUGCAGAAAAUAUUCAUGUACUUUUUUGUAGAAAUACACAGAUACUUUGUAUCAGUACAGGGCUGUGGUGUUGCUCAUACUGACCACAUAGUGUCAGCAGAGGUCUUCAUGUUCCACACCUGCAGUGUUUGUAGUGGUCAGUGUGAGCAGUCUUUUGUCCUCUGAAAAAAUCUCAGGACAGAUUUCACUUAUGUUGACCGGAAAAAAAUGAAAUUCAAAGUAAAUCAAAUCCUUCCAAACAUUUUAGUCACGAUUUAGCACAAAAUACCUGAAAAAGUAGAAAAUCUACUUAAUCUACUUAAUCUUACUUUAGUGUGGCAAAUUAAAAAAAGCUUAAAUAAAAUGCUGAAUUGCUUCAAUGUUCAUGUUUGUUUUCUUUUAACUGCUUGAGAUAUCAUGGCCCGAAUACUCAUUUUUAUUUACUUGUUUUUGUGUUUUAAAUAUUUUGAAUACUUAUAUUUUAACAUGAUUAACAAGUUCUAAUACAAUGAAUAUGUCUCAAUUGUUGUUCAGCAGCAAAUAUUUUAGUAGUAAUCAAAGUGACCAAGGAGGAUGACUGAGAUUUAAACCAGUUAACGAAGCCUUACUGGCUGAAGAAUGUCUGUACUUCAUUCCUCCUCAUAAAAACAUAAUCAAUAUCAAAUGGAGCUUAUUGACCAGAGAUGGACACAGCUCAGUCACACAGAAGGUGAGCAGCAUCAGUUUAACUUUUCAAUGGUUUUUGUAAUUUGCUCAGAAUGAACUGAAACAACUCUGAUUUCAAAUCAGCAACAAAUAAGGUGCUUUACCUUAUUUUAGGAGAAUUCAAUGUGUUUUGAAAUCUCUUUAUCUAUUAUGACUACAUGUUUAAUAUUGAGAUUGGUUGCUUAUCACGUCAGCUUGAACCUUCUCACUGUAGUUUAAUAUCUUCAUUUUCAUAAGAAUGAAUGACAUUUUGGGAAAAUAUCAAUCAAUUACUGAGAUGAAGUGUUGCUCACCUAAAAGAGUCAAUGGCAAACUUAUUUGCUGCAUUCAACCUUCUCAACAGUUUGUUGAAAUUUUCCCAAUUGGAAAUAUUUUUUAAAACUGUCAGAGAUUCAUAUCUGUGGCAUUGAACCAUUAAUGACAACCUCAAUGACAAUAAACAACUUAUGUAAAGUCUUAAUAUUCUAACCUGCUAAUUAUGCUCAAUAAUCAUUGAUCAUCAGGUUUAUAAAAAGACCAAUGAAGGCUUUGCCUCAGGAAGUUUGCCUCAGGAAGUUGAGCAGCUGUUUCAAAUUCAAUUGGGCCAAACAACAACAUACAUUGUCUCAAGUUGUGUGUUAUGGCUAGGUGUCCCAAACAGUUUUCUGACUCAUAAAUGUGGUUAAAGAGGUACACUGUAUCAGUAAUUAGAGUGUUGUUAUACAAAUGAACAUUUUGAAAGUAUAGAGAUUAUAAAUAUGGAAUAUUUAACAAUGAUGGUUGUUUUUAGGUUGACUAUCAAUGACUAUCUUCUUCAUUAGGUCUGGUCUUUCUUGACUCUGUUGCAGGUCUCCUCCUGCCCUGCUGUCAGCCUGACCCCCUCACUGAAGACUGCUGACCCAGCAUCAGAGAUUGUAAAUUUGAUUUACAAGGUCAAAGGAUGAAGGUAUUUGUUGCGCCCCUCAUGGACGUGGUUAGGCUCAGAGUUCCACGUGGCCAUAUUGAGAAACCUCUGAUCACCCACCUAAGCCCAUAUAUACCCCCCUAAGAAAUGUUCAUCUUUUAGUCUGUGAUUACCUGACAGGCUCCUAGUCCUCCAGACAGCCUCUGCUGCCCUCCUCAUCGUCACUUUGUAGGUGAGAAACUUUUACUUUGUGGAUUUAGUGGCUAAAGGGAUUGAGGGAUACUUAGUAGAAAAGAUGAUGAUGGAUUUGUACAAGAACCUUUAAACUUUUUGUAGAAUUUAAACAAUGUUCAAUGACUGAGUUUGUUUAUAACACUCAGUUUAUAUUCAAGUAAUAAUUAACAUCUUGUUUACAAGGUAUUCUAUCAUGGGAUAUUUCCCCAAAUCCAAUUAGAAUAUUUAAUAUUAAUUCAAAAUGUGAAAAUAUUGCAUACGUAGUCAAUCUGAUCCAAGUUUGGGAUUCAAUUUAUAGAAAAAUAGCUAGAAACAAAUCAUACUCACUAAAUAUUCCACAUAAACAUCCCAAAAAGACUUGAAUAAGAUCAGAUAAGAAAGAAAGUCCUCUGUUAGUCCCACAAUGGGGAACUUUGUUAUUUAUAGGAAAGUGUGUUAACUAAAAGCACUUUUUGUUUAUUUUGUUGUGGCCUACCAGCCUGAUAAUUGACACUUGUAGAUUCUUAUUGCUUCCCCUCUUCCAUGUUACUGCUCAUAAACAAAUCAUCGUAAACGUCAUUGUUGACAUUUGACUCUGAGCCAGGAUUAACUCUGACCUGAUGCCUCAGGAUUCGAGAAUGAUUCCUGAAAGUUUCUAUUUUUAUCACAGAGAAAUUGUCAGAGACACACAAGUAACCCAGAACAAAACAUUUAUUCAUAAAAUAAAUACAAAGUUACGAGCAAUAACAUUAUGUUUUACAAAACAUUCAGACGAUUCAGAAAAUUCUGCAUACAUUAAAAAAGAUUCCAAGUACAAUUUCAAAAUAACUUAAUUAUAUGUUUUGCUGGAAAGUGUGACAGUGUGUAAAUGUAAAUUGUCUGAGUAAUUCUCAAAACCUUUAGUUUCUUAUUUUUGUUUAACAGUUUAAAACUAAUUUUUUAAGAUUCUGUCUGUGAGUCAAGUCCAUAAAAACUGAAAGUGCUGAUGUUAUAUUUUGCUGCAAUUGAGCUGCAAACAAAACAGGUGUAGUUUUCCUCCUGUAUAUCAAAGAGUCACUUUUGCGACUUCAGGGUCAAAGGUCGAAGGUCUGACCCUGAUGUAAACUGACGUGUGUCACUAACUACAGAACCUUCUUCCUAUUAAGUGCAGAUCUGAAUAAAUCAAUUGAAUGGACGUUUCUAAACCAGCAGCUGUGUUUUGUUUAAAUGUGUUUAAACCGAAAUAUGUGUGAAGUGUUCAGAGUCAGUCAAACAUCCUAUAUUCUUAUUUGUCGAAUAAUGUCUUUUGGUUUUGCCAGAUUUUUUGCCUUAGUCUGAAACCAAAAAGAAGCCAAGAUGUCUGAUGGAAAGAAGAUGACAUCAAGCCGCAGGCAUCAUCUUAAGAGUUUGAUGCUGCAGAUCGCUGCUCGCUGGCUGGAGCAGGAAACUACUGAUCUUGCAGCCGCCAAAGAAGCUUACAUGGCAGAGAAUUGCCCCGCCCCCAACUUGAGUGGAGACCAAGCAGCUCUGUUGGAAUUCUGCAAAAAGCUGUACCAGUCCCUGGACAAGAUCGAUGAGGACAGAUACGACAACGAGGCCAAAGUUGCAAAGGCAGACAAGGAGAUCGAGGAGCUGAAGCUCAAGGUGGUGGAGCUGGCUGGAGUGAAGAAACCCGCCUUGAAGAAGGUGCGUAUGUCUGCUGACUCCAUGCUGCAGGCUCUGCUGGGAGGAAAACACAAGGUGACCAUGGACCUGAGGUCCAACCUGAAGCAGGUCAAGAAGGAGGUCAAAGAGGAGGGUGGGGAGGCGGUCGGCGAUUGGCGUAAAAACAUUGAGGACAAAGCUGACAGGAAGAAGAUGUUCGAGACCUCUUAAAGACUUUCAAUUUCAACUUUCUGUUUUCACUGCUUCUGAGCUGCGACAUCAUGUACCACUGUUACACCUGACCUUUUUCAUUGAUUUGGAAAAUCUUGUGCAAUUAAAUUCCUUUUUUUUGGAAUAUGGCAA
Messenger RNA from Platichthys flesus (European flounder), 4811 nucleotides. RefSeq names its product troponin I, fast skeletal muscle-like. The coding region runs from base 4161 to 4679 and encodes 172 amino acids. NCBI's taxonomy places the organism in Eukaryota, Metazoa, Chordata, Actinopteri, Pleuronectiformes, Pleuronectidae. Gene Ontology annotation, biological process: muscle contraction. The record is from RefSeq and is a predicted model, not a curated record. Gene Ontology annotation, cellular component: troponin complex. The transcript has 6 exons.